UAUGUAAGUUAUUAAACAUGAUAAACUAUUGUAUUUGAAAUUAAUAUGAAUCUGGUUACAACUUCCGAAUCUACCCGGAACUCUUUUUCUUGUUUUUUUCUUCUAAUGUUGCAUGUCUUUUUAAAUUAAUUCAAAACCGAAGAAAUGGAUCAAAUAGCUGUUAUUCAGGGACUUCUGUGCUCAGGUGACAAAGUUCUAUUAUCCAUCGAAGCGGGUCGUGUCCAGGAUUGGGUUAAAUCCAAUCGGGUGUUGGCUCUAGUUGAACAUUCAGGUGAACAUGCAGUUUUUAUUUUGGUACAGACUCCGUCUUCUAAUCCCGGUUAUUUAACCAUUGAAAAGGCUGUAGCUAUCAAUGAUAGCUUUAGAUGUGAAAUUGAAACUUCUGGUUUGGAUUCAAAUACUGAUGACAAUGUGUAUCUGAAAAUUACAAGUGGAAAACAUAAAUUUUUAUUUGAGCUGCCAUAUAAUGCCAAAACAAAAAAUUUUGCCUCUCAAAUUUCAAAAGCAUCUGAAUCAUACUUUUUAAAAAUGGGACCUCAGUCUGAUUUCCAGUGGCUUGUAAAGUAUCAGCCUUUACCUGUUAUAAAGGAAUCCACAUUUUUCCUUGAUGAUGCUGAUAGUUUGAAUGCAAUGAACCUUGACUCUCAGUCUGUUAAUUCGAUGAACUGUGAUGACACUUUUACAGAUUUAGAUAGUGCUUAUUUUCCACAAUUGAUGGCAGCUCAUAGUGAUUCAGAUCUAACUAAAGGUCAGAUGCAGUCACCAGAAUUCAAUAAUUUGCCCAGGCAAAGCAUAGCGAUGGGUGUUACACCUCUUGCUGCAAGAGAAAGUGUUAUUCGACUUCAAAUGGCAAUGCGUGAAGAUGAUUAUGUGUUCUUGCAAACAUAUACUGUGUUUAUGGGUACAUGGAAUGUAAAUGGUAUGUCUCCAAAGGAAUCCUUAAAAGACUGGCUUGCAGUAGAUGAUGUGCCACCAGACUUUUAUGUUGUUGGAUUCCAAGAACUUGAUCUCAGCAAAGAAGUGUAUCUUUUCACUGAUACUCCAAAAGAAGAAGAAUGGUUAGAAGCAGUUAAAGCUGGAUUAAAUUCUAAUGUAAAUUAUAAAAUGGUUAAACUUAUACGAUUAGUGGGAAUUAUGAUGAUAGUUUUUAUUAAAGAAGAAUUAGCUGAACAUGUCAAAAAUGUAGCUGCAGAAACUGUUGGAACUGGUAUAAUGGGAAAACUAGGAAAUAAAGGUGGAGUUGCUGUUAGACUUGACUUUCAUCGGACGCCAAUAUGUUUUGUGAAUUGCCAUUUAGCUGCCCACAUGGAAGAAUGUGAACGUCGUAAUCAAGAUUACAAUGAUAUUUGUGCUAGGAUAGCCUUUACUCAGUUUAAGCCCCCUAAAUACAUCAAAGAUCAUGAUCAUAUAUAUUGGAUGGGUGACAUGAAUUACAGAAUCAUGGACUUCGACAAUGAACAGGUUAAAAAUCUAAUAGAGAAAAAAUGUUAUUCAGUUCUGUUAGAGCAUGAUCAACUAACCAUUCAGAAUAAACUGAAAAAAGUUUUUGUAGGUUUCAAUGAAGGGGUGAUUGAUUUCGCACCAACAUAUAAAUAUGAUGUUGGGACAUGUAACUGGGAUUCCAGUGAAAAAAAUCGUCCACCUGCAUGGUGCGAUAGAAUUUUAUGGAAAGGAACAAAUAUGAGGCAGUUAGCCUAUAGAAGCCACCCAAAACUCUUAUAUAGUGAUCACAAGCCAGUUAGUGCCGUAUUUGAAUCGAAAGUUAAAGUAGUGGAUAUAUCAAAAUAUCGAAAGAUCUAUGAAGAAGUAAUGAAAAAACUGGAUAAAUUAGAAAAUGAAUUCUUACCUCAAGUUACCCUGGAUAAGUUAGAAGUAAAUUUUGAAAAAGUUCAUUUUAUCGAAUCAAAAGUCCAAACUAUAACAAUUGCCAAUACUGGUCAGGUUCCAGUUCAGUUUGAAUUUAAGAAAAAGUUGAAUGAUACCAGAUAUUGUAAAGACUGGCUGAGUAUCAAACCCUACAUGUCAUUUUUGAAACCUGGUGAAAAAUGUGAUGUUGAUUUAGAAGUUUUUGUUGAUAAAAGAAUAGCUUAUAAGUUAAAUGCAGGGAAAGACAAAAUUUAUGAUAUUUUAGUAUUGCAUUUAGAAGGUGGUAAAGAUUUAUUCAUAACAGUUUCAGGUUCUUAUGUCCCUGGCUGUUUUGGUGCAUCUCUUGAAGCACUGGUUCGAAUUUCUGUUCCUGUAUCUGAAGUUCCAGUUGAAGAACUAUUUGAAUUGGAGAAUAAUGUGUCAAAUCCCACAAAACUUAAGCCACAGCAGUUUGAAAUACCUAAAGAAAUUUGGGUACUAAUUGACCACUUGUAUAAGUUUGGUUUAACUCAAGAAGACUUAUUUCUUCAACCUGGUCUUCGAUAUGAAAUUGAGAAAAUUAGAGACAAACUGGACAGCGGAAUUUAUGAAUUCGGUUCCUGUUCUGUGCAUUCAGUAGCUGAGGCAUUUCUACUUUUCUUGGAAGCAUUGGCAGAGCCAGUUAUUCCAUAUGAAUUUUAUUAUAAAUCUCUUGAUUGUUCUAACAACUUCAUCAGCUGUCGAAAUGUUGUCAAUGAAAUUCCAAGAAUUCACAGAAGUGUGUUUCGAUAUAUAGUUGCAUUUUUGCGAGAGAUUUUAAAUCAUGGCACGUUAAAUAGACUAGAUGGAAAGUUGCUUGCAACCAUAUUUGGUGGCAUAUUGCUUCGAGAACCUAUAAAUGAUACUCAGAAUUCUGCAGCAUAUAAAAAAGUUAAUCAGCAAGUUACAGAGAGGAAAAAAGCCACAUUUAUAUUUCAUUUUCUUAUGAACGAUUUUGAUGACAUGUAAUUAUAACCAUAAAAGUAUAAUACUAUUAUUUAAAAUUAAGCUGGGAAAGGUACAUCUAUAUAUUUCCCUUGCAGCCAUAUGAUUAACAUAUUUAGUAGUAAUUAGUCCUGAUACUCUCAGUUCAUUACUCAUUUUAUGACAGGGACCAGUUUUAUUUGUUAUGAAGUAACAGUUUUCUGGUUCAAAUUGUAUAGAACAAAGUUGCCAUUUGUAAAGUUGUGUAAAAUUUGUACUUAAAUCAGCAUUUUAAGAUAUUUAGUUGUCUUUUAAAAUGCUGUUCAUAAUACAGAAUUUGUGGUUAUCAAGUAUUUUACUCUCAGGUGUAUACAAUAAUUCCAAGUAGAUACAGUAUUGCACUGUGGACUGUGUUAAUUUAAUUGGCUUAGUACUGUAACAAAUUUUACAGUGAAAUGUCUUCAUACAGUGUAUCAGUAAUCAUCAAGCAUUGCAACUAGUCUGUGGAUCAAAUACUCUGUAUAUUAAAUAUCAUAUUCUAGUUUUCCAAUUCAUGAUAUAGUAUUUUAAAGUUUUAAAAGUACUAAAAUUAAGUGCUGAAAUUCAUUAGAACUAGAAAUGACAUUUCUGAAUGCAAGUGGCUGUGUUAAGUACAUUUUAUUUUAAGAACCUUCUCUGUUAACAUUAAGUACAUUUUUAGUAAGAAAUAUAUUAAAGUAGAAUAAGAUUAAUUGUAUACAUAUAGUUUUCGUACUUAAGUAGUAAAUCAUUUUUAUUCAAUACUUUGAACUAUCAUUAAAAAGAUACUAAUUCAUAUUUGCAUAGGCUGUCGUUCAUAUUCUCUGUGCAUAAAACAAAUCCUCUUUUGAAAUAAAUUUAUUUCCUCAAAUAUUUAUUUAGUUAAUAAUAUAUAAAAACUGAUUAUACUAUAUUUAUAUGCCUUUUCUACUAAUUAAUUUUCUUGUCAGAAUUUAUUGCUAGAAGUUUGUUUUAUAGUAGCUUUUGAAUUAUUUUUAGCAGUUAUAUACUAUUUUAUUGGAUAAUGUCAAAUAAAGUAAAAAGAUUAAGCAUAUGUGAAAUUCCGUAAACAGUAAAUUACUGGAAUGUUUAAAUAUAUUUAUGUUUAAGGUCUCUAGAAUUUAGGAAAUAUUUUUGGCAGGUUUCGACUUGUAUUUAUAAAUAUUAUUUGAAAAUAUAAUCUUGUUUCUCAGUAUUCAAGAAAAGUAGCUUUGCACCGAGUUAUUUUUGCUGCAAAAACAUCUUAAGGCUGUAGACCUGGAGUUUGUAUCAUCUUGAAAUCUGCAUGUUUAACCAAGUUGAAAUUAAACUGGAUAUUAUUGAGUUGUUACAUAUCAACAGUAUCUUUGUUGUCACUCCCCCUUAUUUUUAUGUACAAAAAUUUAGUGAUUAGGAAAACCCAUGCCAUAUUUUGUAAAUUUUGUCAAAUUAAUGUAUAAUUUUCUGGGAAAUUAUAUAAUUUACCAGCA
This is a messenger RNA of Stegodyphus dumicola, 4295 nucleotides long. It is a transcript of the gene Ocrl, whose product is annotated as Oculocerebrorenal syndrome of Lowe. NCBI's taxonomy places the organism in Eukaryota, Metazoa, Arthropoda, Arachnida, Araneae, Eresidae. Gene Ontology annotation, cellular component: membrane. Gene Ontology annotation, molecular function: inositol phosphate phosphatase activity; phosphatidylinositol-4,5-bisphosphate 5-phosphatase activity. Gene Ontology annotation, biological process: phosphatidylinositol dephosphorylation; signal transduction. The record is from RefSeq and is a predicted model, not a curated record.